This is a messenger RNA of Nycticebus coucang (slow loris), 3605 nucleotides long. RefSeq names its product pellino E3 ubiquitin protein ligase 1 (gene PELI1). The record is from RefSeq and is a predicted model, not a curated record. Lineage: Eukaryota; Metazoa; Chordata; Mammalia; Primates; Lorisidae. The transcript is spliced from 7 exons. Gene Ontology annotation, molecular function: protein binding; ubiquitin protein ligase activity. Bases 427 to 1683 code for a protein of 418 amino acids. Gene Ontology annotation, biological process: regulation of Toll signaling pathway; protein K48-linked ubiquitination.
CCCCUCCCCAGCCUCCGAGUGUGUGUCAGUGACCCAGAGGCGGUGUAAGGCGGAGGGACCGUCGGGGGGCGCCGCUGCCGCCUCCACCCGCAGCACUACCAGCCUUGCGGCGCGAUCAAAUUUGUCUCGAGCUCUCUGCGGGCGCCCCACAAAGCGGCCCCGCGCUUCUCCCUCCGUCUGCGGCUCCUCAGCGCUUGGCACCGCGAUCAACUUCCCCUAGCUGGGCUUGGCCGGCUGGCAAGCAAGGCGGCGGCAGCACGCCGAGCUGUCUGCUCGCGCUCCCCGCGCACACACACUUCACCCUCUCGCUCCGAGUCUCGGGGGCCGUGUGGGAUCCCGGCCACCAGCAAUUGUCCGGAAAUAAUGCAAAAGGUGUCCCAAGGCUCCUGACCAGUGAACAAAGAUUUGAGAAUAACAGCCAAGCUCAUGUUUUCUCCUGACCAAGAAAAUCAUCCAUCUAAAGCACCAGUAAAAUAUGGUGAACUCAUUGUCUUAGGGUAUAAUGGGUCUCUCCCAAAUGGCGAUAGAGGAAGGAGGAAAAGUAGAUUUGCUUUGUUUAAAAGACCUAAGGCAAAUGGGGUGAAGCCCAGCACUGUGCAUAUUGCUUGUACUCCUCAGGCUGCAAAGGCAAUAAGUAACAAGGACCAGCAUAGCAUAUCAUAUACUUUAUCUCGGGCCCAAACAGUAGUGGUCGAAUAUACUCAUGACAGCAACACUGAUAUGUUUCAGAUUGGUCGGUCUACUGAAAGUCCCAUUGAUUUUGUGGUAACUGACACAGUUCCUGGAAGUCAAAGUAAUUCUGAUACACAGUCAGUACAAAGCACUAUAUCAAGAUUUGCCUGUAGAAUCAUAUGUGAACGGAACCCGCCCUUUAUAGCACGGAUUUAUGCUGCAGGAUUUGACUCUUCAAAAAACAUCUUUCUUGGGGAAAAGGCUGCCAAAUGGAAGACAUCAGAUGGGCAGAUGGAUGGCUUGACCACUAAUGGCGUUCUUGUGAUGCAUCCACGCAAUGGAUUCACAGAAGACUCCAAGCCUGGAAUAUGGAGAGAAAUAUCUGUGUGUGGAAAUGUAUUUAGCCUGCGUGAAACCAGAUCAGCUCAGCAGAGAGGAAAAAUGGUGGAAAUGGAAACCAAUCAGUUACAAGAUGGUUCAUUAAUUGACCUCUGUGGUGCAACAUUGCUGUGGCGUACUGCAGAAGGCCUUUCCCACACUCCCACAGUGAAGCAUUUAGAAGCUUUAAGACAGGAAAUCAAUGCAGCACGACCUCAGUGCCCUGUAGGAUUCAACACACUAGCAUUUCCUAGUAUGAAGAGGAAAGAUGUUGUAGAUGAAAAACAACCAUGGGUAUAUCUAAACUGCGGCCAUGUACAUGGCUAUCAUAACUGGGGAAACAAAGAAGAACGUGAUGGAAAAGAUCGUGAAUGUCCUAUGUGUAGGUCUGUUGGUCCCUAUGUUCCUCUGUGGCUUGGAUGUGAAGCUGGAUUUUAUGUGGACGCUGGCCCUCCAACCCAUGCGUUUAGCCCGUGUGGGCACGUUUGUUCAGAAAAGACAACUGCCCAUUGGUCCCAGAUCCCACUUCCUCAUGGUACUCAUACUUUUCAUGCAGCCUGUCCCUUUUGUGCACAUCAGUUGGCUGGUGAACAAGGCUACAUCAGACUUAUUUUCCAAGGACCUCUAGACUAACAGACAGUUGUCCUCCCAGGACUGCAUUAUAAAUUUAUAAGCUAAGUGAGUGGGUUUUCAAACCUGUUGUCCACAUCACAGUUUUUUCUGCUCUGGUCAUUUGCAUUAAGAUGAAGAAUUUUUUUAAACAUUUAUAUAAACAGUUUCAAUUUCUGAGUAAAAAUCUGGAAAACUCAAGCAAAAGAAUUUCUGAAAGUACCAGUCUUCUGAAUUCUGAGUUUUGGAAAUAUAUUUUGAGGAGAAAAAAAUAUGAAUCAUCCAUCCUCAGUAUUGAAACAUUGUUUUGUAUAACUGAGGGUACUGUUGGUUCAAACUAUGUUAGUUUACUGUUUGUUGCAAACAUUGUAAAAUACAGCAACAUGUAUAUUAACUUUUUUCUAUUUAUCUUUAUUAUAGAAAAUCUCUUAGAACGUUCUUGAUAGAGUAGCAUGGUAAUGAUGGUGUCACACUCUUGGUGUGAAUGGUAGAUUAGUGAGCACAUAGCUCAAGGAUUUGCAAAGUUAGGAAGGACAAGAGAGCCUCUCUCCUCCACCCCUCAUCUAGAUAUGGAAUUUGGUAAAUUAGAAUACUUUAUAAAACCAAAUUCAUGUUACCAUUGUGUAAGAAGUGUUUGUUUUUAACCACAUUGAAUUUAAUCGGGAAAUAUUUUUUUCCUUAAUGUUUCUCUCGAUUGUAGUACUAUAACAAAAACUUAAUGCUAAGAAACAUUUUAUAUGCUCCUUUGAAUAUGCAAUUUAAUCUAGAUUAUCUAUUUUUCUCCCAUGAUAACUAAUCUGUUUUUAGUAUCAGCAACACUUGGCAAGUUUAUUUUUUGGAUAUAAACUGUGGUUCAUCUGUUCACUGUUUCUAGAAAAAAAACCAUUCCUUUAAGAAAAAGCAUAAAUUAACAAGGAAGGAGAAUGACUUGAUUUGCUUUUAGAAAGUGAAAUGCUUAAUUAAUUAAUCAUUCUGUAUUUGGCCUUAUCCAGACAUUAGGAAAUCUGGAGAUACUAUAUAUAAAGGGUUAUAUGAAAAAAAUGACCCCUUUUUUUCUUUAUUGGCCGGGGCCAGGUUUGAACCCGCCACCUCCGGUAUAUGGGGCCAGUGCCCUACUCCUUUGAGCCACAGGCACCGCCCUGACCCCUAGUAGACCAGCCUUAAAUGUGGGCCUGAAUCCUAAGGAAAGUUGCCACAAUAGACUCCAGUUAGACAUCUGGUUGGCAGAUGAGCAAUGAUGACAGCAGAGUGAAGGGCAUGGUCUGUUUAUUCUCAUUUCAGUAAGUCCUUUGCUUUCUGAAGCAAGAACAAGUUUCUUCUCUCCUCUCACUUUUUUAAAAAUGUACCACAAGAAGCGUAUAGACAGUUGUACCACAAGAAAACUAUAGACAGUUGCACUACAUCAAACCCUUUUUUGACACUUGUAUAAACCAGUACACUUAGAUUUAGACAGAAUCGUUUUUUUAACCUUUUGUUACUUUACUUUGAAAAGUUGUAUAAUACCCAAUUGACUAUAGCAAAUUUUUGUAUGUGGUAGCAUAGCUUUAAUUUAUCUUAUUACAGUGCUGUUCCGAAUUUCCUUUUGGUUUUAAAAAAAGCAAAACUUAUUGCUUAGAAGCCAUGAACUGUUUUAUUUUACUUCAGCUGUCAAAAUUUCCUUGUUUUUAAAAAUGAUCAUUUGGGUUCACUCAGGAAAUGCAUGUCAGGAAACUUGUAUUAUAAGUUUAUUAGUUGUGAUGUAUCAGUAACUGCUGUUACCCCUUUUUCAAAGAAAUACAAUUAAUUUUGAAGUUUUCUAGAUUGUCACAUGCUUUGUGACUAAUGCAAGGAAAUCAAGUCCUGUGUUGUAUUUGUUCUAGUCAUUUCUGUUCAGGCUAUAUAUUGUAGCUUAAUUUUUAUUUGCAAUUAAUUUAUUCAAACUAAGUAAAUACUUUUCAAAAUAGAUA